Molecule: messenger RNA, 445 nt
Organism: Bursaphelenchus okinawaensis
Lineage: Eukaryota; Metazoa; Nematoda; Chromadorea; Rhabditida; Aphelenchoididae
Source: the annotation of a GenBank genome assembly
AUGCUGAUUAAAGUAAAGACGUUAACCGGUAAAGAAGUCGAAUUGGAUAUUGAACCCAGUGAUAAAGUCGAGAGAAUUAAGGAAAAGGUAACAGUCUUUGUCAUUUUUCAUGUUCUUGGUUUAGGUUGAAGAGAAAGAAGGGAUUCCACCACCUCAACAACGUCUUAUUUUUGCUGGAAAACAGAUGUUGGACGAGAAGACGGCUCUAGAUUACAAAGUAGGUUUGUGAUAUUAAUGUAGAUGGUUAUACUUUGCUGGCUUUCUCGCCAAACAGGUGAUUUUGCCUUCUAUUACAUUUUGAAAGCUUUAUGAAAGUUCAGGAGACGGUAUAAGUAUUAACUUUUUGCUUUUUAUGAUUUUACAGCUAAUAGUUACUAUAAUUAAACUUUAGAUCAUCGGUGGCAGCGUUGUUCAUCUUGUGUUGGCUCUACGUGGUGGCAGAUAA